CACGUGAUAAAAUAACUGUCACUGUUUAACACCGUGGGAAAGAAAGUGACGGACACCGUUUUAUCACGCUGUCACGAUAUAAACGGAGACGCCAUGUCUAAAAUUUUCGGUACAAAAUAGUCUGCCGUUUUUUGCGGGGGAGGGGCACAUCAAAUGUAUAGGUACUACGUCAUGUCAGAUAAAAGUCAGUCCAUACAUAUGGUUGACAUGAGGUUGACCAUUGGCCGCCUAUUUUCGACAGAGGGGUACGCCUGUUAAUGGCGGCUCCAUUGUUAAUUACUCCGAGACUCAUAUUGAUGUCCGUUAAGUCAAUAAAUCGUGUCAAAUCUAUAGAUUUCGGCUACAGCUCAUUGUAUUAUUGUAUAACGCGAAAUAUCGUGAAAAAAUGUAAGUCAGUCAGUGGCUGCAGUUGGUACAUUGAUUCAGGUCCGCGGGCAGGAGAUCGUUCAUGGUCUUCACCGUUAAAUGUGGUAACACUAACGGUGAUAAAUUUUUUUUCCGGGGAUUCCCCAACGACACUUGUAGCGUAUGAUUGUGUUUCUCUUUCCUUUUAUUUUACUUUUAACGUCGUCAGUGAACAGUGAGUACCUACCUACUCGAGCACAAUCUAACAUUGUAUUGUUUAAUUAAAUUAGAAAACUAAAAUUAUGGAUAAAAAUAAGAAACCCAGUGGUGCAUUUAAACGCAAACAACGCCAAGAAAGAGAAGAUAGUAAACAAAAAUUGCCCAAAAUUGACAAGUUUUUUAGUCAGCCUUCUGCAAGUACAUCUGGCCAAAAUAUUUCUAUUGAUAGUGACUCAAAUAAUGUGGUAACUGCAGUGUUGGUUGAGAAGCCUACUGAAGAAAAUUCGACAAUUAUUGCAGUUGGAGAUACCUCCGCCGCCGAUCAUGUGAACGUGGAUGAUGUUUGCAUGACACACAUAAGAGCGGAGGGUUUGGAGGAACCACAGACCUCUACAUUUUUCGAAAAUGUGUACGACAAAUCUUCUUAUGACUUGGGAAACUUCACGAACAAAAUAUUAAGUGAUAACGAAAAACGUCAAAUUAUUGAUAUGGGGCCUUUACAGCCUUCAGGACCUUUUCCAACAGACAUCAACCAGAACAAUAGGUGUUUUUCAAAAUCGUACUACGUUUCAUGUUCUAAAUAUGGGCCAGUUAAUCGUUUUUGGUUGUGUUAUUCCAAAAUACUAGACGCUGCCUAUUGUCAACCCUGCUGGUUAUUUGCUUCACAAAGGAAUAAUGUUUGGUGUACGGGAAUUCGAGAUUGGAAGCAUUUAUCAGAAAGAAUUAAACAACACAGUUGUUCGAGUGGCCAUUCAGAAGCAUGUGCUGUGUAUGAAUUUUGGAAAAAAAAUGAUACUAAUACUAUCGACAAGGAACUUGAAAAUGAAAUUCGCAAAGAAGCAUCAUUUUGGAGAAUGGUUCUUCAAAGGUUAUUCGAUAUCAUACUUACCCUAGCAAAGGGUUCUUUGGCUUUGAGAGGACAUCAAGAAGACUUAAGUCAGGAAGGAUACCACGGAAAUUUUCUAUCCGUUGUAGAGCUUGUCGCCCGAUAUGAUCACAUUUUGCGGCAAGUAUUGGAUAUGCCCAAAGGUAAUAAUAAUUAUUUCUAAGUUUUUUUAUCGUUUUAUUUUGUUUAUAAUAAUUAACUGUUUAUCAGGACUUUUUUGAAAUUGUGUUUUUUUAUGUUUUUAGGAUCUACAAGAUAUCUGAGUGCAACAAUUCAAAAUGAAAUGAUUGAGACCUUGGGGACCAAACUCGAAACCCAUCUACUAGAACAAAUUAGAGCGUCACCGUUUUUUGCCAUCAUAAUGGAUACGACACAGGACGUAUCGAAGGUAGAUCAGCUAAGCAUUGUUGUGAGGUAUGCAGUAAUAACCAGAUCGGAAAAUGGACAGCCAAUUGAUAUAGAAGUAAAAGAAGUGUUUCUAGGCUUUUAUGCAGCCAUCAAACAUGGCGCAGUAGAUUUAGUCAACCAAGUGA
Molecule: messenger RNA, 1983 nt
Organism: Cydia amplana
Lineage: Eukaryota; Metazoa; Arthropoda; Insecta; Lepidoptera; Tortricidae
Exons: 2
Coding region: 648-1613 (321 amino acids)
Source: RefSeq, a predicted model, not a curated record